Lindgomyces ingoldianus is the source of this 534-nucleotide messenger RNA. RefSeq lists its product as uncharacterized. Gene Ontology annotation, molecular function: oxidoreductase activity. The record is from RefSeq and is a predicted model, not a curated record. The transcript has a single exon. Lineage: Eukaryota; Fungi; Ascomycota; Dothideomycetes; Pleosporales; Lindgomycetaceae. The coding region runs from base 170 to 484 and encodes 104 amino acids.
GUUUAAAUAGCACGUCUUCCCAGUCCAUCUCGAGGUUCAGGCUCAAGCUCAAACUCACAACAUUAAACCGCCUACCUUCCCAAACCUCAUUCGUACGUCCCUCACCUCCAAUCAUAAGACCACCCGUUCACUUGCUCCCCCUCACCAGCACCCAAUUCUGCCCCCAAAGAUGUCGAAAGGCGCCACAGUCUCAGUCCUCUACCCCAAAACCGCCAGCAGCACCUUCGAUAUCUCCUACUACCUCUCCACCCACAUGCCACUAGUCGCCGACACCUGGACUAAAUACGGCCUCAAAUCAUGGAGCGUCACUCAACUCUCUGUAGAUGCGCCUUACAGUGUGCACGCCUUGAUGGAGUGGGAGAGUCAAGAGGCUUUUGCAGAGGCGUUGAAGGAUGAGGGCACUGCGAAGGUUAUGGGAGAUGUCGAGAAUUUUAGUAGUGAGAAGCCGGUCUUGUUGCAAGGGGAGGUUAUUGGGAGGGGGUAAAUAGGCUGAUUGAGUUGGAUUGGAUUAGGGGGGUGGUGGGGAUGGAUGAG